Messenger RNA from Capronia epimyces CBS 606.96, 477 nucleotides. RefSeq lists its product as uncharacterized. Bases 1 to 477 code for a protein of 158 amino acids. The record is from RefSeq and is a predicted model, not a curated record. The transcript is spliced from 2 exons. Lineage: Eukaryota; Fungi; Ascomycota; Eurotiomycetes; Chaetothyriales; Herpotrichiellaceae.
AUGCCUCUCGAAGAGAUCCAUCCCAAUGUGCGGAAAGAUGUCUCCUCUACUGAUCCCAAACCACACAAUGCCGCCCCCGCGGUGAUAGCGGCCCCUUUGCUAUUCGACCAUCUCGGAUCCCUCGCGUUGGGUCUCAAGUCCAGUCGACCAGGCGCCGGUCUGGGUCCUUCGACACCUCCUUCGCCUCUCAGCUGCGUCAUCAGCGGUCUCCACACAGAAGACGCUCCCAUCGACGCCAUGGUCCAAGGCCUGUUCCAUCAUCCUCUGGCUUGUCAGGCCGAGAAACUAUACACUCCAACACGGCCUCUCAGCACUCAGGCUUCAGACCCAGAAGAGUUGGUCACCGCCACCGACCUCACGGUCUCCAAGCUCUGGCUGGGCCUGGAUUUGGACCUCAUGGCCUCUAUACCCACAGAUCCCUCAUUACCCUACGGAGCCAGCGGGACUUCCAAAGCCUACGUUCGAGCUCGCCAAUGA